CUUCGCUCGGCCGGUUACGAAGUUCGAUUUAACCUGAGAUUCAAAGUUCGUAUUCAUCAGUUGCCCCCUUUGUCAUGCCGAAAGUCACCGCGCCCCCGGGUGGCCGGCUACGAUGCCGACGAGCGUGCGAUAGCUGUAAGCGGAGGAAGCAGAAAUGCAACGGAGAGCAACCAUGCACAAUCUGUGUUCAACGUCACAAAGAAUCAGAAUGUCACUUCUCGGACAAGCCGGCCCGCUUGCUGAAGCCCUCCGAGAGUUCGAAAGACACGAUGUUGCUCAGCGAACGCCUUGUGCCUACGCCGCAAAGACAAACCGCCAUGGAUCGAUUGCUGAACUCCCUCGAAGAUCGCAGCGCAGAUCUAGAACAACAGGUGGUAGAUGAUAAAGAUGGGACGGCUCCGGUACCGAAGGUGGCCAGGCUUCUUCGCGAUGGACAAGGAAAAUUCAUGUAUAUUGGCGAUUCCGCGAGUUUGUCCUUUCUCCAGAGUGUCCGUCGCAUAGUGGCUUCGUCAAUUGGCCGUUGCGAGUUUACGGAAGAUAAUUCACGCCAUUCAAUGCUUGAGGCUUUCCAAAGUAGUUCCACUACACAGACCGGACCAUUGAUACCGCCCCCGAGUAAUGAAGAAGCUCAACGACUGGCUCGCCAAUAUGUUCUUGCCACUAGUCCUCUAUUGGAUCUCUUUGACCUGGACGAGUUCCAUCCGCGGCUGGCUAAUUGGAUUGAGAACCCAACAGGCGACGAAGAUACUGUGAGCUCAAUAUUUUACCUGGUGCUUGCCAUUGGGGCUCAAGUAUCGGAUACCAACCACACCCUGGCGGAGAAGUACUUCAUUAGUGGUCGUCAGCUGGCGUUCUCGGCUUUUACUGAGACCCCCAGUAUCUCCACUAUACAGUCAUAUGUCCUGAUUUCGAUGUAUAUGUUGGGUGCUUGUCGACGCAACGGUGCUUUCAUGAAUCUUGGAAUUGCUCUUCGCGCCGCGUAUGCGGUCGGCAUCCACAGGAAAGAUGCAAACACGCUCUUCUGUACGCGAGAGCGACGUGCUCGGGAACGUGUGUGGAAAAGUCUACGCAUGAUGGAUCUCUUCCUCAGCGCCUCUUUGGGUCGUCCUCCAGCCACGACGGACUUUGACUACGACCCGCACGAUAGCAAUAUUACGCCAGGGACACAACAGCGCCUUCAGCCGGAAGAGCAACUAUCCCUGACGGUUGUUUCGCUAUGUCGUAUUUUUGAGCGGAUUCUUACGGAAGUUUACAUGAGGCAGGUUGUGUCGAUCAGUGUUGCGGACAGUAUCUCGAAUCAACAUCGCGCCUGGGUCCGAAACCUGCCAAGCUUCCUACGGAUGCAAACAGAGCGGCUUGAUGCUGCCAAAACUCUCGAGGAUACUUUGGCUGCAGCCCACAUAUUUGGCUCUUAUUACUGGUCGAUUAUUCUAUUGACUCGCCCCUUUUUGGUCUUCCGAGUCUCUCAAUAUGUGAAAAACAAGAGCGAGUCGGCAGCAUUUUCCGAGAGCAAACCCAACAACUCGCGAAUCUCGCUUUUUGCUGAUGCAUGCGUUUACUCCGCAUUGCGCAGUCUUAACGUCGUGGACGACCUCUCUCAAUACUCGUCACUGCCGCGGAGGCUGCCAUUCUUGAUUAAUUCCGUUUUUAACUCGGCCGUUGUCUUAGGGGCCGCGUUCUUUGCUGACUAUGACAACCUGCUUCCACUGGAGGAGGGCUUGAACAAGGCCGAAAAGUUCCUUGGGCUGUUUGUCCCGCAUGACCCUCAUGCCUGUCGCUUUUUCCAAAUCAUCAAAUACCUGCGAGGCGCAGUUGGUGAAUUCGUCCGCCGCCGGAACCGUCAAUGGAUGGAACGUCGUAGCAAACAAGUCGAUCAGCUUUUUGGCGAAGUAGGCCCAUCCAACGAAACCUCAACUACUAGUAAUAACCACCACGUCAUCUCAACCAACCGCGGGGAUCAAGCAACAGUCCCGUCUCCACUAUCCCCAGACAAGUUUGCCGGCGGCCCCCUUCCCUCCCAAUCUGUAGAGCAGGCAACCAUUACAGCCCAGCCUGAUGACGGCAUUUGGGAUGCCUUAUGUGCCGCUGAAGGGCCCUCGCCUUUCCCAUACGACACAGCCAUUUCCACUUUGACGACGACAGGCAUUCCAAUCGGCUGCUCACCAGGCGGUACUAUCCCCACUGGUCCACCUGGAAUGCCGGACAACGGUGGCCAAACGCCUCUCUCUGACAUGAUCCUUUCAGAUAAUGGACUGCUCUAUAUGGCGGAGGAUCUCCCUGUGUUUGGGCUCUGGGGAGACACUUGAUCUCACCUCACGUCUCCGUACAUCUUUCACCUUCGACCAUUUCUUGCCUUUAUCUCUUCCGAAGAUGGCAUUUUUAUAUUUGACCGUCUUCGAUCUCGACAAUAUCUGCAUAUACCCCGUAAUGAGCAAGAUAAGUUGUACAUUUAUCCUGUGUAUCUAUGACCGACUUAAUGACUACACGACCCCUUUUGAAUUACGAGCUGGGCAUUGUAUUAGCAUUAGAGGAUUUAUUACAUAAAAAGCUU
Messenger RNA from Aspergillus caelatus, 2551 nucleotides. RefSeq names its product putative C6 transcription factor. Gene Ontology annotation, cellular component: nucleus. Gene Ontology annotation, molecular function: zinc ion binding; RNA polymerase II cis-regulatory region sequence-specific DNA binding; DNA-binding transcription factor activity, RNA polymerase II-specific. The record is from RefSeq and is a predicted model, not a curated record. Lineage: Eukaryota; Fungi; Ascomycota; Eurotiomycetes; Eurotiales; Aspergillaceae. Gene Ontology annotation, biological process: positive regulation of transcription from RNA polymerase II promoter by galactose; DNA-templated transcription. The coding region runs from base 75 to 2306 and encodes 743 amino acids. The transcript has a single exon.